AUGGCCGAUGGCCGAUGGGCAUCUGGUUCGCCGAUGACCCUCCCAUCCCUCACCUUUGGGCCCCAUGCACCCUCUCCCUCCUGCUCCUCUUGGCCUCUUGCCCGCAGCAUCCUGUUUUGCUCGGGCCCACCCACAGACCCACCGAACCCUCGUCGUACAGCUGUCCUUUGCCAAUCCCUCCCCACACACACAGGCCCUUUCCUUUGGUACCCCUCUGUCUCUGGCCCUCUGGUUCCCGAACCCCCUGCUCAUCUUUGUCCGUCCCUUUCGGGCACAAACCCACCUGCGCCUCAAGUCCCGGCUAACGCCCUUCCUCUUGCGCCCGCCCCCGUUAUCCCUCUCGCCGCGUUCCCCGCCAUGGCCGACAUACAAGCUGCGGGGCUCCUCAUGCAGAUGGGCGCUCAAGCCCUGAGGCGUGAGGACCGCGAGGCCCGCCUCGAGCGCAAGGCGCGUGCCGACCGCGAGGUCCGCCUUGCCCGCGAGGCGCUGAUCGCCUGGAGCGUCUCGACCACCUGGAGCGUCUCGACCGCGAGCGUAGAAGAGUUUGAAAUCGGAUUCAUCGGAUUCAUCAGUCGACUGGUUGGUUGA
Molecule: messenger RNA, 588 nt
Organism: Apiotrichum porosum
Lineage: Eukaryota; Fungi; Basidiomycota; Tremellomycetes; Trichosporonales; Trichosporonaceae
Exons: 2
Coding region: 1-588 (195 amino acids)
Source: RefSeq, a predicted model, not a curated record